CAGGCUUUUAAAAAGCCGAGGAAACAUCCUCUGAGCAAGCAGUGGCUGCACUGGAGGAAAGCACACCCAGGUCUCACAUUAAAGAAGCCAAACUGUCUGCUUCAAAGAGAAGAGGCAACAUCCUGUCACAGAGCAUGCUGUGGCAAAAAUCCACAGCUCCAGAGCAAGCCCCGGCCCCACCCCGGCCGUACCAGGGUGUCCGCGUGAAGGAGCCGGUGAAGGAGCUGCUGAGGAGGAAACGCGGGCACGUCAGCAGCGGGGCGGCGGUGGCGCCCACUGCGGUGGUGCUGCCCCAUCAGCCCCUGGCGACCUACACCACCGUGGGUCCUUCCUGCCUUGACAUGGAGGUCUCUGCUUCCACGGUGACUGAGGAGGGGGCCCUAUGUGCCGGCUGGCUCUCCCAGCCUGCCCCAGCCACCCUACAACCCCUGGCCCCAUGGACACCCUACACUGAGUAUGUGUCCCAUGAAGCUGUCAGCUGCCCCUACUCAACUGACAUGUAUGUGCAGCCCAUGUGCCCCAGCUACACAGUUGUGGGGCCCUCCUCCGUGCUGACCUACGCCUCCCAGCCACUCAUCACCAACGUAACGACGAGAAGCGCUGCCACGCCCACAGUGGGGCCCCAGCUGGAGAGCCCAGAGCACCAGACACCCCUCACCUACUUCCCGUGGCCCCAGCCCCUGCCCACGCUGCCCACCUCCACCCUGCAGUACCAGCCUCCGGCCCCAGCCCUGCCUGGGCCCCAGUUUGUCCAGCUCCCCAUCUCGAUCCCGGAGCCUGUUCUGCAGGACAUGGAAGAUCCCAGGAGAGCCAUCGGUGCCCUGACCAUCGACAAGCUGCUUUUGGAAGAAGAAGAUAGUGAGGCCUACGCGCUCAACCACACUCUCUCCGUGGAGGGCUUCUAGGGCUGGCUCUCUCCUGAGUGUCCCGCUCCCUGAAACUGGGGUUUUAAAAUGAGCCUGGACUGAGCCUCAGAUACACACUUGUUUGGAGUAGUCAUUUUAUAACUACACUUUCAACCCAAAAACUAAAAUUGUAGAUUGACCUUCCUUCCUUCCUCCCUCCGUCCCUCCCUCCCUCCCUUCCCUCUCUCCCACCCUCUUUCCAUCCUUUCCUUCUUCUUUCCUUUUCUCUUUUCUUAUUUCUUUUUCCGUUUCUUUUCCUUUUAGGGGAGGGGAUGAUUACAGGGAUUUUGGAGAUCGUAUUUUAUGCUGAGUUUUGCUGGCUCUGUGAUGCAGGUGCUUUUAUUUCUGCCACUUUUCAUUCUUUAGAGAAGAGCCUUCUCUCAAGUGCUCAGUGCUUCAUGGAGCAGCAGCACGGCUGAGCAGUCUUAGCGCCAGCUCCGCUCUCUGUCAUUUUGAGAUGUUUAGGGUGCCCUGCGGGGAGACGGGCUCUGCCAGCACCUCUUGGGAGAGGCAGCCAAGAACAGACUCAAUGCCAGAGAGUCUUCGAGCUGCCAGUUCCCACACUUGCUCCUUUGUUUGUUAUUCUCAGCAUCAGCCAGAUUUACAGUCCAAGUGGCAACGUCUCAAGGCCUGGGCUCAGAGUAGUGAU
Molecule: messenger RNA, 1554 nt
Organism: Choloepus didactylus (southern two-toed sloth)
Lineage: Eukaryota; Metazoa; Chordata; Mammalia; Pilosa; Megalonychidae
Gene: POU2AF1
Product: POU class 2 homeobox associating factor 1
Exons: 5
Coding region: 135-905 (256 amino acids)
Biological process (GO): positive regulation of transcription by RNA polymerase II
Cellular component (GO): RNA polymerase II transcription regulator complex
Molecular function (GO): transcription coactivator activity; DNA binding; POU domain binding
Source: RefSeq, a predicted model, not a curated record